AUGGCUCUUCACCACGGCCGCUCUCUUAGUUUCCCAUCUUCAUCACAUCCUGCUGUUUCACAGUUCGAUGACAGCUUAUCCAGAUUGAGAUCUUCAGAAGCUACUUGUUCAUCCCUCUCAUCAUUCAACGGCAGAAUAAAUGGCCUAAGAAACUUGUAUGAGAGCAUUGACGAUUUGCUUCUUUUGUCUCACAUUCAACAGAUUGUUUCUGAGGAAUGUGUUGACGAUUACAUUAAGCUAUUGGAUGCUUGCAGUUCAGUUAAAGAUCUUAUCUCUCUUGCAAAGCAAGAUUUAAGAGAUCUUCUCUCUGCUGUAAGGAGAAAGGAUGUUCAAGGCAUCAAUGCCUACCUUGCUUCUAGAAAGAAGUCAAAGAAAAUGAUCCAAAAAUCUUUGAAGAACUUGAGACGUAGCGCCUCAGCCACUUCUGAGAAUGCUUCCAUGUUGAAAGAUGCAGAGUCUGUUGCCAUUUCCAUGCUCGAGUCUCUGCUGUCUUACGUGUUGGGGCACGAAAGCAAGAGAUCCUUGUGUCAAAGCUGA
This is a messenger RNA of Salvia hispanica, 537 nucleotides long. RefSeq lists its product as uncharacterized. Gene Ontology annotation, biological process: shoot system development; root development. Lineage: Eukaryota; Viridiplantae; Streptophyta; Magnoliopsida; Lamiales; Lamiaceae. The record is from RefSeq and is a predicted model, not a curated record.